GCCACCGACCACUGGGCCUCAGCCUCCGAGGCACUCGGAGCCUUCGUUCUUGCCAGGCGGAAAGCACCAGGUGCUGGAAUAGGAAUGGCGCCAGCAGGCAGAGUGAAUGGGUGGACCGUGGGCGGACUGCACAGGAAGUACCCAGGUAGCCGCCGUGGAGCUAUCCACAGCUCACUCUGGCCCCAGGGGAAAAAUGGCGUGGUCCCGCCCACCAGUGCUUGAUGCGGACCACAGAGCUCUUAGAGCCCAGGACGCUCCUCCCUGACCUGUCUGUGCACAGCUGCAGCUCCAGCACCGUCACGCUUGGAAGGGGACUUGCACUACUGAGCACAGUAGUCAGGCGCAUCCCCGAGCCAUGCAACAACUGUGCGGGAUGUGUUGGAAUACAUUCAGGUUGUCCGGAAAAAGUUGGGCUCCUCUUCCUGGAAUAAGGCAGGAUGCCAUCAUAGGUCCAUCCAGCAGCAGGGAAAGUACUGAGUAUAAAAUGAGAGAAGCCUGCAGGUCUUGGGAGAUUUUGUUGCAUCCUCCAGUGACUCUGUGAGAUGGGCUCUCCGUGAACCCACUGGAAAGAGAAGCUGUGGGCAGAUCUCAGAACCUGCCCGUAUUCACAGCAGCUAGGCAGUGGUGGAGCUGGGCUGAGCCCAGAAACGUGAUGCUGGAGGCCCAGCUCUUCACCCUACUCAGGACCUUAGUGUGCAGGCGCCCUAGGAAAUCUGACCCACGGACCUUAUGCCUCAUCUUGUCUGUGCCUGAGGGAGCCCCACCAGCAGAGCUGGGAACCAGGCAGGCCAUGCAUUCAGCCUGUCCCUUUCCAUGCCCGGUGUCCCCCAAACUCUGCCCAGGAACCCCUCAGUGGGGAGAGGAGAAGGAAAGGAGUUCUGUGCCAAGGAGGGUUGGCUUCAAGGAGGGGAGGCCCCUGGGACUGCCAGGAGGAGGACAAGGCAGAUCCCCAUGGGCCCUGGUCCUAGGGGGAGACCAACUCGCUGGCCAGGGAGCAGGCAGCCCCUGCAGCCCCGUGUGACAGCAGUGCUCUCAGAGGGACAGCGGGUCUGGUCAUGGCAGGGAGGAGCUCAGCGUGUGGACCAGGAGCCCUCCCUGGGCUGCUGCUCAGGGUCUCUGCAGUGGUGCAUCUGUCACUGUGUCACCGAUGGCGGGCCUUCCUCUUUGCCUCAGUCUGUUUCCUCUGCUAGCACAAACUGCCAUGGGCACGUGGCUUUGCAACAGCAGCAUACCUCUCACAGGUCUGGAGGCUGGCAAGUGCUGGGUCAUAGCUCAGGGUGACCUGGGGUCUGGUGAAGGCCCCUUUCCUGCUGCAUGGACGGCCGUCUUCGCUGAGCGUCCACGUGGGGAAGGCCCGAGAUCUUUCUCAGGUCUUUUACUGGUGACGCACAUGUCAUUCUUGAGGACUCAUCCAUCAUGGCUGACUUGCAGAUACCGCUUGGUAAAGCGCCAACUUGCAGAUACAUCCCAGGAGGCAGUGAUUUCCAGUGAACGUGGGGUUGCGGGUACACAUUCAUACUGCGGCAUUCAUCAGGGAGGAGGGCUCAGGAUUUCUUCUGGGGGUCUGCCUUCCACUGUGACUCAAGGUGGCCAUACUGUGGAUGCAGCGUCUCUCAUCUGUAACUGCCCAGGCACACUCGCCUUGUGUGCUCCAGAACCACCUGAAACACCAGGGUUUCCCAGAAUCUGCUCCUACUUUCUUAGACUCUGGUUGACACCUGUGCUGUUGUUCUUACUUGGUGCUGCUGGCAUUAAUUAGGCCAGAUGCCCCUGAAAGAAAAGGGGAGGCCCACCUAGGAGGCAGUGUGGGGCAGGGGUAUUGUCUUCCUCCCUAAAGACAGGCUGCUCCCUGCCAGAGUGCAGGAAAAUCUGGAUGAGGGAGAGGGAGUUUCCAGAGACGAGGGCAGCGCCCCUGUCGGUGUUGGGAACCAGGCAGAGUGGUGACUGGAUCCUCCGUGCACAUCCCACUGCAGUGGUUGUGUCACCAAAUAUUCAGACUCCUGGGAGAUUGUGACUGCACACCUGCCGGGAAUAAUGUUAGGGGGAAGCAUGGGCCUUGGUAUCAAGCAGUAUUAGGUCAGCAAGCAAUUAGAACUUUUAAAUAAGGACACAAUCAAUAUUUGUGUACAUUGGAAUCGGUAAUGACCCAGCACAUAAAUAUUUUAUCAUAGUUGAGGGAAGUAAAAAGUAUGCUUGAGAGAUGGAGGUGGGAGCUACAGACUGUUCUUUAUGGAAAGGGGCAAAGAUUCCCUUGCCGUUUGUAAAUUUCAUUUUGCUUCUUCAACACUAGGGAGCAAGAAAAACAAGUCUCAUCGAGCCACCUUAAAUAAACAGUAUAUAAAGAGUAAGAUGUUUUUAUUGCUGUUUGUAUAAAAUCCACACUUCUUAUCGUGGCUCCAAGGCCCUCUAGGACCAGGCCCCUCCUUGCUUGUGUCCUUGUUUCAUCUCUGGCUAGGCCUCCUGCUUGUUUGCUCUCCUCCCAUGGUACUUGUAGAGUCUGGGUACAUUCCUUUCCCUCUGCCUGGGGCACUGUGCUGCCCAUCCCCCUUCUCCCACACACUGUCACUGAAGGGGCCCUGUUUCCUGCAGUUCUUCAGGAACUUUCCCAGGCUGGCUGCUGUUUGAUGCAUUCUGUCAGUGGUCCUGGUGUCAUGACACUCAUGUUCUCUUGGGAUGCCCCAUGGGGAUAUGGACCCUGUCUGCCUGGCUUAGCACCAUCUCUUUGACAGUACAUGGCUCAAGGUGGGUUUUAAUAAGGUGGGGCUUAAUUCUCUGCUGUGGACUGGGAUAGCAGUGGAGGAUUGCCCAAGUACUUGGGCCCCUGCACCCACGUGGGUGACCCAAAAUAGGCUCCUGGCUCUUGCCUUUGGAUCAGUGCAGCUCUGGCUGUUGCAGCCAUUUGGGGAGUGAACCAGUGGAUGGAAGACCUCUCUCUCUUUCUCUCUUUCUCUCUCUUUCUCUCUGCCUCUCAAUGCUCUGUGUAACUCUGACUUUCAAAUAAAUAAAUAAAUCAUUAAAAAAAAAUAAGGGGGAGCUUAGCAAGGUGUUGCAAGCCUCAUGAACAGGAGAAGUUUGAAGAUCUCUCUCUUUCAAGCCUGCUGUUCUCCAGGCUAUAUAUGUGCAUGCAAAUGCAGACUUACUGCAGGCUGCAUCCCAGAGUGUGUGUUUGUGUUGUGUGUUUUACAGCCUCUAGAGGGAGGGAGCUCAGAGGGGACAACUCAAAGGGAACCUUUCUUGCCAGUAAAUGACACUGUCUAGGCACUGGCUAUACAACUUCUAAACACAAGGCAGGAGCUGGCCAGGCUGUGCUAUUGAGACAAGAUGGCAAUAGAUUGGAGGUGUUUUAUCCCAGCUCUGCAAGUAAUUUUUGACACAUGACCUAGAGAAAUUUAUUUCUUGGUUUUUCCUCACAGUCUGUGCAUAUGAAAAUAUGAAUUUACCUUAGCAACAAGAUCAAAUAAUAAUAAUUAAGAGAAAGAGUAAGAAGUAAAACCUCUUUCGUUUUCAGGUGCAGAAUUAAAGUGUUCUGUGUGGUUGGUUGGGGAGCAGUAGUGCCUAGACUGGGGUGUUGCUGUCUAGGGGCAUCCAUGCAUGUAGUUCCUGGCACUGGGUGCAGAUCCUGAGUAGAGUAAGAGGGUGUCUGCCCAGACUGCUCAGCUGUGGACUGUGGGUGGCUAGUGCAAGGUUUGGCUGAAGCUGCCAGUUGGAGGUAUUUGCACUGGGAUGUAGAACCUAGUAUCUCCUGGGGCUGUUUGCACCAUCCCAACUGUGCCUACAGUGUCCACAUCCCUCUUCCUCUGCUACAGCCUCUGGAGAUGUGCAGGGGCAGGAGCCCCUGACCCUGUCUGUGCUGGCCGUGGCACUGCCCUCCAGGACAGAAGUAGGCACUGGGAGAAAGUUUGUUCCUGCUCAUCCAGUGAAUGCAAUACCCCUGUGGGUAAGAUUCCUGGACUGCAGCUCAGUCCAUAUUCCUGAGUCCCCCAGAUCUAUGCACUGCAAGGAGAUGAAGCCGUGGCCCUUCUCCAAGCUCCCCAGGCCAAGAAAGAAGCUGCCCUGAAGGUGGGCCCUGUUGCUGCUGUACCUCCCUGACCUUCAGAAUCCACAUUGCCCCUCAUGGAACUCAGCUGAUGCCUGCCAGCCUCCUAACUGGUCCUGUGUACCUCCCCACCGAGUUCCACACACUGCCUGUGGUGUAGGGCAUUGUGUCAGAAGGGCAACUGUGAAGCGCUGUGUGUUUUUGUGACACCAAUACUUUCUCCUGGUUUUGCCUUGACCCAGAUCGUGUUAAAUUUGUUCUGUUAUGGAAAUUGAUUUCCACCCAACCACACUUACAAACUGAAAGUUGAUUUUGUUUAAUGUUUAUAAGACCCAAGUCUUAUUGUUCUCAUUUAAUAUAAAGUUUCAUAAAAAAAAGAGGCAUAGCUUCAGAUAGAACGUGUAUAGGGACAAGGCAGCCUCCUGUGCAGCAUUGGACCUCACAUGCAGGAGGAAGGGGUCCAUUUGCUGAUGAGCAGGGUAUUUUAGUGGUCCUGAAAUAGCACCCUUCUAGAAGGUGGUUAGUGGGCCUGGGUAGGUUGUGGACAUGUGAGCAGUUUUAGAUCACUAAGUCCAAAUCUCAUCUUCCAGGUUGUAAAGACAAAUCCAUCAAAGUAAACAGAGAGGCUAUGCCUUUGUCCUACUUUAUUGAACAGUUUGCUUCAUUUGCAGAUUUUAAAUAUUUAAACCCCCGGUGGUAGGCUGUCAUGAGUUCUCUUCCUGGGACCCUGCACACGUUGGACACACCUGUUGAAAAUCCUCCUGUUCAUCUUUGUUUAGUGCCUUAUCUUCAUGAAAGUACACACUGGGAGAAUGUAGUUUAGAAAAGCCCUACAGGCUUAUUUUUUCUCUUUCAUCACAGUAUUGUUAAUGGCUGGUCAAUAUUUUAUCUGCCAAGUUGGCACAGGACUAAAUCAGCAAUGGGAACAAGUAGCACAUGCCAAGCCGUGACUUUGAGAGCCAGAGGCCAAUGGCUAGAGAUGACCUGACCUACAUAGGCCAUACCUGGUUCCCUUUUGUAUCUCAGGACGAGUGCUUUGUAGCUGCUGUACUCUAUCCACAGUGAACCUAGCUGCUGUUGUUCUCCGUGACCUUCCAAGCCAUUUGCCUUGUUCUAUGAAAACUCUCUCGCCUUUCUUGCCCUUUCUUCUUCCCUCCUUGCUUUUUGACCCAGGACCCAGACAUUUAUCCCCUGAAAAAGAGGGCCGAGAGCCCUUUGGUAAGGUCUGCGGCUUCCUCCUGCCUCCUCCUUCCCUGCUCCCCCCACAGAGCAGCCCCUGCUCUUACUGCCCAGAGGAAGCGGCCUUCUGCAGAAACUGAACAAAGAUGGGGAAGUACAAAUGUCACAUGAAGUUUUUUUUAAGAUUUAUUUUAUUUAUUUGAAAGUCAGAGUUACAGAGAGGGAAAGGCAGAGAGACAGAAGUCUUCCAUUUGCUGGUUCAUUCCCUAAAUGACUGCAACAGCCAGAGCUGAGCUAGUCCAAAGCCAGGAACCAGGAGCUUCUUCCAGGUCUCCCACAUGGGUGCCGGGGCCCAAGGACCUGGACCAUCUUCUACUGCUUUCCCAGGCCAUAGCAGAGAGCUGGAUCAGAAGAGGAGCAGCCAAGACACGAACCUGUGCCCAUAUGGGAAGCCGGCACCACAGGCCAGAGCAUUAACCUGCUGUGCUACAGUGCCAGCCACACAUGAAGAUGUUUUACACAUAAGGAAGAGCGUGACUGCAGUGUGCAGUGAGAAAGAACUCAUCGUCUGGUGGGGCAUUUUUCCUGCCACACCCACACAGUGAUGACAGUGUCAGCACUUGUGUCCUCUCUGAUUACAAAGAGUUAACACAGAGAGAUCCUGGCUGCUGCAGAGUCCCAUUCAUGUGAAAAGGACAGUUUGGAGGCAGGACAUACAAGUACGCAGAAGGGCAGAGGCCCCUUCAAGUUCCAAGGAUCUAGAAUUUUUGGGAGAGUUUGGGAGUAGGGAUGCUCAGGUGAACAGGAAAAGUUUUCCUUUUUUGUCUUAUCAGAGUUUCAAUUCUGGCAUAGCCCUGAGCUGAGCUUGAACUUGACACCUUAUCUGUAACCUGGAUUUAUAUCAAUUUUUAUCACAAAAAUUACAAAUCAAGAUUUUAGAAUGUGUAUUAGCUCUGUUUAGAUGAAUACAAAAGACUGAAAGGGAUGCCUUUUCACUGGCAACACACACAUACAUACACACACACUGACCUGUACCUUGUUCUUUUGUUGGAUCUCCCGUUUAGUUACCAGGCUAGGGUGAAAGAAGUAUAGAUUCAGAAACCACAGCUAAUGGAAGGUGAGCCCUUCUGGUUUAUAGUAGGAACAUGGUGUGAGGGGUCUGGAGACUGUUUCUUCACAGAGGGUGAGAGUGAUGAACACACAGCGACUGUGGAGAACUUUGUGUCUCAGCAGUGGAGAGGAUGAGCCACUGACAGAGCAGGGAGGCAGGGCCGAUCAUUCCUGCUCUAAGCUGUCGUCCUGCCGGGGGGCCAGAAGCAGCUGUCACCACUGAGUGUAACAGAGCCUGCACCUGGUGGCAAAGCUUAACUGUCCUCCUCAUGCCGUGAGAUAUCCUCAUACAGCUCCUCAUUGAAUAAAUGUCACAAAACGUUUCAUGUUUUCCGUAGGAGCCCAGGGAGAAGGGAGGUGUUACCCUCAUCCCGGCGUUGGGGAAAGUGUACAUACAUAGUGCAUACUGCUCCUCAUCCCGAGAGUGAAGCAAGCCAGUUCCUGUGUGUUUCCUCCAGGUUUUUUGUAAAUCAUUACAAAAAGGGCUUUUCUGUGAGAUGCUUAAAGAAAAACUUUUAAAAUUGCCAUUGUUGUUGCAGAUGACUUCAAGAAUAGACUGUUUUUCCUAGCCACCCUCUUUUGCUCCUGUGACCAGCUGCACAUGGAUUCCCAUCACAAAGACUCUGAACAGGCAUUUAGUAGGAUAUUCAAACACAGUCUUGGGUCACUUAAUCUCACAAACAUGCUCUGAGAAGUGUUUCCUUGGAUCAUUUUGUCACUGUACUAUUGUUGCAGAGUGUACUUACACAAACUUAGAUCCUAUAGCCUACUGCACACCCUGGCUCUGUGGUAUGCAUAGCUUUGUUCUUAAGCUAGAAAUGUUACUGUGGUAUUUGUGUAUCUUAACAUACCUAAACAUAGAACAUAGGGUUAAAAAGUGGCAUAAAGGAUACACAAUAGCACAUUUGUCAGGGCGCUUCCCGUGAAUGGAGCUUGUGGGACUGGCAUUUGUUCAUAGUGGUGAUUCAACGUGAAGACUUAGAACAUUACUGUCUAUUGUAGACUUUAUUAACACUGUGUACUUAGACUACUCUAUAAAAGAUUUUUCUUCAAAUAUUAAUCUUAGUUUGAUAUAACUUUUGUAAAUUCACGAGCAUUUUACUUUUUGACCCUCUUCUAAUAAUACCUGUUAAAACUCUUAACACAUUGUAGGUGAUGGAAAUUUUUCAGCUCCAUUGCAAUCUUACUGGAGCACUAUUGUGUGUUUGAUCUGUCAUUGACCAACAUUUUGUGACGUGAUGUAUUACUAUAAAUGUCACUUUUCUUCCUUAAUGACAGGUACCUGCUUUGCAUUGCACCUUUUUUUUUUUUAAUAUUUAUGUUAUUUAUUUGAAAGACAGAGUUACAGAGAGAGGUAGAGACAGAGAGAGAGGUCUUCCAUCCAUUGGUUCACUCUCCAGAUGGCCGCAACAGCCGGAGCUGCGCCGACCUGAAGCCAGGAGCCGGGAGCUUCCUCCAGGUCUCCCACACAGGUGCAGGGGCCCAAGGACUUGGGCCAUCUUCUACUGCCUUCCCAGGCCAUAGCAGAGAGCUGGAUCAGAAGAGGAGCAGCCUGGACACAAACCAGCGCCCAUAAGGGAUGCCGGCGCUUCAGGCCAGGGCGUUAACCUGCUGCGCCAUAGUGCCAGCCUCCCACAUUGCACCUUUUUGAGAGAAAUCCUCAGGGAAACAUGUUAGUGGAUUUUGAUUCCAUUGGAAAGAUCAGGUCCUGGCACUGUGGCAUAGUGGGUAAAGCUGCCACCUCUGACAUUGGCAUCUCAUAUGAGCACUGACUGCUCCACUUUCAAUCCAGCUUCCUGCUAAUAGUUUGGGAAAAGCAGUGGAAGGUGGCCCAAGUGCUUGGUCUCCUGCAUCCAUGUGGGAGACCUGAAAGGAGCUCUUGGUUUUGGCUUGGCCCAGCCCUGGCUGUUGUGGCUAUCUGGGGAGUGAACCAGUGGAUGGAAGAUAUUGUGCUCGCUCUCUCUCCCUCUAUUAAAUAUAAUAAAUCUUAAAAAAAAAGAUCAGCCAAAUCCAGAAGAAAAAACAUCUUAGAGGACAAGAGACUAUAUAAGGAGAAGGAAGAUUUUCCCCAAGCCAUCAUUAAUACUCUUUUUAAAAAAGAUUUUUUAUUUGAGAGGUAGAGUUACAGACAGUGAGAGGGAGAAAGAGAGAGAGAAAGGUCUUCCAUCCAUCCACUGGUUCACUCCCCAAAUGGCCUGGAUGGCUGGAGCUGGGCCAAUCCAAAGCCAGGAGCCAGGAGCUUCCUCUAGGUCUCCCACAUGAGUGCAGGGGCCCAAGCACUUAGGCCAUCUUCCACUGCUUUCCCAGGCCAUAGCAGAGAGCUGGAUUGGAAGUGGAGCAGCCUGGAUAUGAACCGGUGCCUACAUGAGAUGCUGACACCACAGGUGGAGGGUUAGCCUGCUAUGGCACAGUGCCAGCCCUGAUCAUUAAAGGAAUAAUAAAAAGUAUUGUAUCCAUUUGGGAAAAAAUAAAAGGAAAUGUCCAAAAAGAAUUUCAGAAAAUAAGUGUGAUAGCCAAUCUUAAAAACUCCAAAUGGGGUGAGAGUUUGUCCCUAAAGUUUAAGAUGGUGGUUAAGAUGUCCACAUGCCAUAUUAGAUUAUCUAGGUUUGACACCUGCCUCUGGCUCCUGAUCCCAGCAUCCUUCUAAUGCAGACCCUGGGAAACAGUGGUGAUUGCUCAAGUCAUUGGGUCUCUGCCACACAUGGCGGAUAUCUGGAUUGAAUUCCCCAUACUCAGAUUUAGCCCCAUUCAGGGCUAUUGCAGGUUUUUAGGGACUGAAUUAGUGGAUGGGAGUGAUCUCAUUCUCUGACUUCCUCUGGCUCUCAAGUUAAUUAAAAAAAAAAAAACAAUAGAAGCUUUUGCAGUUGAGAAAAUCUUUUUAGAAACCAAAGGGGUUUUAGAAACCAAAAAUAAGAAAGACUUUUUUUUUAAAUUAAAGGAUCAAUUCUGGAAAUAAGAGAGCACAAAAGAAAAUUGACAGAAGAAAAGGAAGUAAUCAUUAAAUAAAAAUUACUCAACAAGGGAAUGAAUGUUUCUAGAUUGAAAGGGUCCAUGAAAUGUCCUUGAGAAUGAUUGGAAAUGUACCCAUAUAAGAGCACAUCUUUAUGAAAUUUUGGGAAACUGAGGACAAGGAAAAUAUCUCAAAAACAUUUUUUUUCCUGAUGAGACUAAAACAAAACAGGCUUCUCCAAGAAGAUGGAAAUAAACCAACAAAGAGGAGCACAAAGCACCCAAAAAUAGAGAAUCCAACAAAGGAGAGAAGCAAGAAUGGUGCUAAAGAAAAUGCCCAGGAUGAGAGCCACACAGUAGGUUUACAGAGCAUUAGUCCAGAUGGGGGCAGCUGAAAGGAUCCAGGAGAGAUUCUUUCAAGAAAAUGAAAUUGGAUCACUAGGUUCCUAAAUCUGUAUAUAUGAAAUACGUAAAACUUGUAUACCAUAGAUAAAAAAGAAAAGAAAAUGAAAUUGGUAAAUGACCCAGUGGGAUCAAGUAUAUUGAGAAGAGAUGGAGACCACUGAUGGGGAGGUUGGACUGAAUUAAUGAUAGGAACACAGAAAAUGCUGAGAAAAUAAAAGACCGUUAUUGGAUCUGGAACAAACAAGAAAUUGUGCAAGAGAGAAAUCAUGGUUGUAUUACAUGACUCGUGUGAGCAAUAUUUACAGUCCUGGCAAUACAGUGAGUAUUGAUACAAUCAAGAUUACAACACAACUAUAUUGGGUGUACAGAGAAAGUGAAGCAUGCAAGUACCUGUGUGAAUGAAGAAGAAGAAGAAAUUCUCACCUUCCAUGGUAGGAAAAAAUAAAUAUGUAUUAAAGAACUGAAAUUAAUAAGUAGACAUAGAAGCAUAUCAUUUAUGGAGAGAAAUGCUUGAGUCAGCUAUGAAGAUUAGAAAGUGGUUGGCUCCAAGGAGCAGAAAUGGAUGAGGAGAGGAGGAUGGAGAACGCUAAUUUUUUUUUUUUCACAGGCAGUGUGGACAGUGAGAGAGAGAGACAGAGAGAAAGGUCUUCCUUUGCCGUUGGUUCACCCUCCAAUGGCCGCCGCAGCCGGCGCAGCGCACCGCACUGAUCCGAUGGCAGGAGCCAGGUACUUAUCCUGGUCUCCCAUGGGGUGCAGGGCCCAAGCACUUGGGCCAUCCUCCACUGCACUCCCUGGCCACAGCAGAGAGCUGGCCUGGAAAAGGGGCAACCGGGACAGAAUCCGGCGCCCCAACCGGGACUAGAACCCGGUGUGCUGGCGCCGCAAGGCGGAGGAUUAGCCUAGUGAGCCGCAGCGCCGGCCUUAGAACACUAUUUUUAAAACAUGCCUUAUAUCACCGUGGAUAUAAGGAGUCUUUAAGGAUUGGGGAGCUGUCAAACUCCGUACCACAGAAACGGUUUCCAAAAUUCCAACUUUUUUCUUGAAUGCUGACAUUAUAUCAUCGGAACAACUUUGCGAGUGUUUCCUUGAAGUAACAAUCUUUUUACCUUAACAAAAUUGAAGAAAAUGUCUGGUAAAUACCCGGUGUUUCCCAUCAGUCAUUGUUUCAAGUCAAAAUGACAUGAUGGGGAAAACGUGGUUAAUUGAGCUCGCAACUAAAAUGAUCACUUUAAUGCUUUUCCUCAAAACAACCAUAAUUCUUUAAUAGGUAGCAAAAAUGCAUCAAGUACACUUCCCAUUUCAUGACACAAAAGUUUAAAAAGUUGUUCUCAAGAGUAAAGAUUGGAUAUAAUUGAUGUUUACUUCUUUAAAAAAAACAUCUUAAAUGUAAUUGACUUGCUGUCUGAGUACACAGUAUUGAAGAUACAAUGACCACUGGCACAGUUUGGUGCUGCUGCCUUAAUUUCUGUUAAGGUUGUGGGGAGCAACUGGGAGCAACUCGGACUAGACUAAGUUACUGGAAUUAAGACUUAUUCUAUGCAUCUGCUCUCCCACAAUAUGGCGCUGGGAGAGGAGGAGACAGCUUCUAACCAGCUGCCUCUCACCAACUUGACAAGCUGCAGGAGCUGCUCCUGAUUGGAGGAGAGCAGUGUACUCGGCGUGUGGGUAGCAGAGUUGGGAUUGGUGGAAGAGGACUAUAAAGGAGGAGAGAGACAACAUGCACCAGGAACAUCUAAGGGGAACAUCUAUCUGAAGGAACACCUGUGCAGCCCCCGAGAGAGCCGGCCGGUGGUGUGCCGCUCCCCUGCGGAAGUGGGGAAAGUGGCUAGGGGGAACCGCCCUUCCACGGAGGUGGAAGGGAUGGUAGCCAACCCGGGAAGAACCAGCAGCAAACCCGGGGAGGGCUGAGCAGACGAAAGAACAGCGCAGGGUCCUGUGUCGUUCCUCCACGAAGACGGGGAGCGACAAAGGAUUCUCCAGUCUAGUUUUCUCCUAUGAAAUCACUAAGAACAAGAGCUGCUCUGGUCCCGAAGUGCUAUAAGCUGGUGCUGGACAACUUGAGGUCCGUGAACAAUUUCCUGAUGACUGGUCCAAAGGCAUACCUGAUCUACUCCAGCAGCGUGGCGGCUGGGGCCCAGAGCGGCAUUGAGGAAUGCAAGUACCAGUUUGCCUGGGACCGCUGGAACUGCCCGGAGCGCGCCCUGCAGCUGUCCAGCCAUGGCGGGCUGCGCAGUGCGAACCGCGAGACGGCGUUCGUGCACGCCAUCAGCUCCGCCGGCGUCAUGUACACCCUGACCAGGAACUGCAGCCUGGGCGAUUUUGACAACUGCGGCUGUGACGACUCCCGAAACGGGCAGCUGGGGGGCCAAGGCUGGCUUUGGGGAGGCUGCAGUGACAACGUGGGCUUCGGAGAGGCCAUUUCCAAGCAGUUCGUCGAUGCCCUGGAGACAGGACAGGACGCCCGGGCGGCCAUGAACCUGCACAACAACGAGGCCGGCCGCAAGGCGGUGAAGGGCACCAUGAAACGCACGUGCAAGUGCCACGGCGUGUCCGGCAGCUGCACCACGCAGACCUGCUGGCUGCAGCUGCCCGAGUUCCGCGAGGUGGGCGCGCACCUCAAAGAGAAGUACCACGCGGCGCUCAAGGUGGACCUGCUGCAGGGCGCCGGCAACAGCGCGGCCGGCCGCGGCGCCAUCGCCGACACCUUCCGCUCCAUCUCCACCCGGGAGCUCGUGCACCUGGAAGACUCCCCGGACUACUGCCUGGAGAACAAAACGCUAGGGCUGCUGGGCACCGAGGGCCGAGAGUGCCUGCGGCGGGGGCGGGCCCUGGGCCGCUGGGAGCGCCGCAGCUGCCGCCGGCUGUGCGGGGACUGCGGGCUGGCGGUGGAGGAGCGCCGCGCCGAGACCGUGUCCAGCUGCAACUGCAAGUUCCACUGGUGCUGCGCCGUCCGCUGCGAGCAGUGCCGCCGGCGCAUCACCAAGUACUUCUGCAGCCGCGCGGAGCGGCCGCGGGGGGGCGCUGCCCACAAGGCCGGGAGGAAGCCCUAGGCGGCUCCCCUCCCGCCGCCGCACCGUCUGUCCCUGGCAUCGUUUAGAGACCCCAGUAAUAGAGGAACCCAGGAGACGGGGACCCCGCACGCCCAAGCAUAGCAACCCGGAGAGGGAGAGACUCUGCCGUCUCCUGGGAGCUUGCCGGUUGCAACCAGUUUCCCCGGUUCCUCUGGGCUCUCCCAGAGCUGUCUGCGUUGACCUCACAGCCGCACUCGGGCCUGAGUUCUCCUUGUCCUAGGUUCUGAGCUAUUGCUGUUCCUGGGACGGGGAUGAGAACAGGCCCUCUUCCUCCCGGUUCCUGGCUGCCCGGCCGCCUGGCCUAGCCUUAGGAGGCGGAGCAACCCUCUCACGCGGGGCCCCGGUAAAGCUAUGGCUUUCCUCUUCGGCCGCUGUCUCCCACUAGGGCCCCCCACAGCUGCCUCUGCCUCGUGCGGAGCCCACCCCACGCUUUGGUUCUCUGGUGACUGCCGACUUAGACACCCGCGGAUCUGAUGCUUUCCCUCCCCUCUCUCCCCAUAGAGAAGCAGGGUAAGGUGGCCUUGGGCAGAGAGAGCCUCUAGGCCUGGCUUCUGGAGGCCGAGAGUGAGGGUGGGAGAAGGGGCAGGCCCCGCCCUGCCUUGCUCCUCACCCGCCUUGGCGCCACUGUGAAGGACUGACUUCCCUGGCCGGGCCCCCAGGGGACUCCAGACACCCCCAGAGGUCCGGGAACUAGGUAGGGGCAGACCGCUAGUCAUUCCCUGCCCUUUCUGGUUCCUUCUCCUUGCUUGUGACUUCCUCCCAGAGCAGCUGACUUUGCCUCUUCUUCCCCCGGCCAAGGCUGAGGUAAAUAAAGCCGAUUUCCCAGCCAGACCUCGCUCUGCACCUCUAAAGCCAGGUCCUAGGGAGGCAGCGCUAGGACGCUUCCUUGUGGCUACCCCGAUUUCCCAAACAGGCAGGACUCCGGACACUGGGCCUCUUCCUGUGCCAAGUUAACGUCCCACAAUGAAACUGUUAAUAGGAAGUUUAGCACCUUGAACUUUAAUUUAUUGCAAUCACUGUGAUGUGUGCCCUUCUUUCCCAGGGACUGAACUUGUUCUUGGGGACGUUGUGGGCAGGACGGGCUGGAGGACAGAAUCUCUGGGCUCUCUCCUCCCUCUGGCUUGGCAGGAAACCAUCCUCCCUAUAACCUGCUUCCCUGGUGGCCUACAAGGUUGUCCUGACUUGACUGAGGGUACUGUGCCAAGGAUUUCAGUAAAUCAUCCACUAAUACCAA
Molecule: messenger RNA, 13984 nt
Organism: Oryctolagus cuniculus (rabbit)
Lineage: Eukaryota; Metazoa; Chordata; Mammalia; Lagomorpha; Leporidae
Source: RefSeq, a predicted model, not a curated record